Hemicordylus capensis (graceful crag lizard) is the source of this 2009-nucleotide messenger RNA. RefSeq names its product ATP binding cassette subfamily G member 5 (gene ABCG5). The coding region runs from base 18 to 1991 and encodes 657 amino acids. Lineage: Eukaryota; Metazoa; Chordata; Lepidosauria; Squamata; Cordylidae. Gene Ontology annotation, biological process: cholesterol homeostasis. Gene Ontology annotation, molecular function: ATP binding; ABC-type transporter activity; ATP hydrolysis activity. The record is from RefSeq and is a predicted model, not a curated record. Gene Ontology annotation, cellular component: plasma membrane. The transcript is spliced from 14 exons.
GAAGGCUGAGAUUUGCAAUGUUGGCAGCAGUGCAGACAUCCACAGUGCCAAGGUUCGAGCACAAUAUACAAGCAGAGCAUCAUAGAAGCAAAUGGAUUAUGUCAUCUUGCUUCCAUGUAGUUCUGGAAGCAACACAAUCCUCCAGAGAACUGUCCUCAGAGUCAGGAAUCAGGGAACGCAUGGGGCCUUGGUGGGAUAUUCCAUCGUACCAUAAAAAAUGGACAAGACAGAUUCUCAAAGAUGUUUCAUUUCAUAUAGAAAGUGGACAGAUCAUGGGCAUCUUGGGGAAUUCUGGAUCUGGGAAAACCACACUACUGGAUGCCAUAGCUGGAAGACUGAGCCAUAAGGCAAACUUCACUGGGCAAGUUUAUGUCAAUGGACGUGAGCUGAGGCUGGAUCAGUUUCAAGAUUGCUUUUCCUAUGUUCUCCAGAAUGACACCUUGUUAAGCUAUCUCACCACAGAAGAAUGUUUAACGUACACUGCCUUGCUAGCACUUCAGAAGCACUCCCAUGACUUUAUAAAAAAGAAGGUUGACACUGUUAUGGCUGAGCUGAGGCUCAGUCAUGUUGCUAACAGUGUAAUUGGAAGCCGCAUUUUCAAGGGGAUUUCUGAUGGUGAAAGGCGCCGCGUUUCAAUCGCAGCACAGCUAUUACAAGAUCCCAAGGUCAUGUUGCUAGAUGAACCAACCACAGGCUUGGACUGUAUGACGGCCAAUCAGAUUGUGUCGCUGCUUUCAGAACUUGCUCGCAAUGGCAGGAUAGUGAUUAUUACAAUCCAUCAGCCACGGUCAGAACUUUUUCAGGUAUUUGAUAAAAUCUGCAUUAUGAGUUUUGGAGAAUUAGUCUUCUGCGGAGGCCCAUCAGACAUGAUUGCCCUUUUUAGAGACUGUGGUUACACAUGUCCUGAACAUUCCAGCCCCUUUGAUUUUUGUGUAGAUCUUGCGUCAGUAGACACUCAAAGCAAGGAGCGCGAACUAGAAACAUACAGCAGAGUUCAAACCAUUUCUUUCGCCUAUAAAAGUUCUGAAACCUUUCUCAGAACUCUGGAAGCCAUUGAAGAAACAAAGCGCAAUGUGAAAGAGCUGCCACCGAUACCCUUCAAAUGCAAGGAGUCCCCCAGUGCCUUCUGCAAAGUAUGGAUUCUCUUAAGAAGGACAACCAGGAAUUUAUCCAGAGACAAGACUGGUAUAAUAAUGCGGCUUUCACAAAACUUAUUGUUUGGCCUGUUUGUGGCCUUCUUCCUGCUGAGGCUGAAUAAUGAUCUUCUUAAAGGAGCUGUGCAAGACCGUAUAGGAGUCAUUUACCAGUGUGUGAGUGCUCCGCCUUAUACAGGACUUCUCAAUGCUCUGGCUCUGUUUCCUGCAUUGCGGGCUGUUGGAGACCAAGAAAGUAAAGAUGGUUUAUAUCAGAAGUGGCAAAUGUUGCUCGCCUAUAUACUGCAUUUCCUGCUCUUCAGCGUCAUCAGCAUUGCACUUUUUAGCGUCUUUAUAUACUGGACUGUGGGAUUGUACCCAGAAGCUUCUAGAUUUGGAUAUUUUUUUGCUGCGCUCCUGGUACCCCAUAUACUAGGUGAACUGCUUGCACUUACUUUGCUUGGGGUAAUUCAAAAUCCUAAUGUAGUCAGUGGAGCUGUGUCACUACUAAACGUAGCAGGCGUCCUAGUUGGAAGUGGACUUUUGAGGAGCUUGGAGGCAAUGCCAGCUGCUAUUAAGAUACUAAGUUAUUUUACAUUCCAAAAGUACUGUAGUGAGAUUCUUGUUGUGAAUGAAUUUUCUGGAUUAAAAUUUACAUGUGGUCACUUCAAUGUUUCUGCUGGCACUGGGGCUUCCUGUCAAUUCUCUGAAGGGAUACAGUUCAUUGAAACAAACUACCCUGGGGCAGCAUCUCGGUUCACAAUUGACUUCUUGAUAUUAUAUGCCUUCAUCCCAGUAUUUGUAACUCUAGCAAUUAUAAGUUUUAAAAUCAGAGAUAUCAUUACUGUCAGGCAAUAAAAGUGCCAGUAAAUGAUC